Messenger RNA from Thermochaetoides thermophila DSM 1495, 1482 nucleotides. RefSeq names its product putative escort protein. The transcript is spliced from 3 exons. Gene Ontology annotation, biological process: small GTPase-mediated signal transduction; vesicle-mediated transport; protein geranylgeranylation. NCBI's taxonomy places the organism in Eukaryota, Fungi, Ascomycota, Sordariomycetes, Sordariales, Chaetomiaceae. The record is from RefSeq and is a predicted model, not a curated record. Gene Ontology annotation, molecular function: GDP-dissociation inhibitor activity. Gene Ontology annotation, cellular component: cytoplasm; nucleus; Rab-protein geranylgeranyltransferase complex. The coding region runs from base 1 to 1482 and encodes 493 amino acids.
AUGGAGUCUCUGAGCGACACCCUUUGGGAUGUCGUCAUUUGCGGCACUGGUCUGCAGCAGUCGCUGCUUGCCUUAGCCCUGUCACGAUCCAAAAAGAAGAUUCUUCAUAUUGACCCCAACGACUUUUAUGGUGGUUCCGAAGCUGCUUUUAGCCUGCAGGAUGCCGAGUCAUGGGUCAAGGGGCUCACCGGUGGCUUUAAUGGCUUCUUCAAGUCCGCCACGCUCGUGAAAUCCGAGGGUACAACUGGCCUGGGCCCAUCUCGAGCUUAUUAUCUGGCACUUGCACCCACUUUUAUCCAUUCACGAUCGGCACUGCUUUCCCAGCUGGUCUCAUCCCAGGCGUAUCGCCAGGUUGAGUUCCUUGCCGUUGGAUCGUUUUUCAUCUUCAAGCCUGCCCAGGAUCCUUGUUUUCGGCCUACUCUCACUCGCAUUCCAUCCACACGCGAGGACAUCUUUUCGUCGACGGCAGUGUCGACAAAGGCCAAGCGCAUGUUGAUGAAGUUUUUGAAGUUUGUCCUGGAUUACGAAGAAUCGCCCCAGCUGGAGCAAUGGCGGUCGCAUGCCGAUGCGCCCUUGACUGAGUUCUUAGGAGAGGUGUUCAAGAUGGACGCCGAGCUACAGACCUAUGUCCUCACCCUCACCCUCUCGCUGGACGGAAAUAUCAGCACCAAAGACGGGCUGGCUACCAUACGUCGUCAUCUUUCGUCCAUGGGUGUCUAUGGGCCAGGUUUUGCUGCUAUAUACCCCAAGUGGGGUGGUUUGUCAGAGAUUGCACAGGUCUCAUGCCGCGCUGGAGCUGUUGGUGGUGCGGUUUACAUGCUCGGUUCCAGCAUCAAGGAGAUCGAGACGGUCCAGGAAGACAAGCUUCUUCGGCUUAGUCUUAGCAGUGGUGACACCGUGAGGACCCGAUUGCUUGUCCGUGCUAAUGACAGUAGUGGCUUCGGACUUUCCAUCAGUAGGCUGGUUGCCGUGGUGGAUUCUCCUUUGACAUCUUUCUUUCAACCAACCGUUGAAGGUGCUCCCCGACCUGCUGUUGCAGUUGUCGCUUUCCCCACAGGUUCUCUCACGACUCCGGCCGGAGCUACAUAUCAAUACCCGGUAUAUCUGUCCGCUCAUUCCGGCGAGACGGGGGAAUGCCCUAAUGAUCAAAGUGUCCUCUACCUUACUACCCUUUCAACACCCGAUUCAAAUGAGAUUUUGCAGAAGGCUUUGGAUGCAUUCCUUAGCACUGAAGAGGCUCAAACUUCCCACAUCUUACUACGACUGCAAUAUGAACAGUCAGGCGGCUCCACAGAUUUGUGCGCUGAGAACUGUGUGAUAACUCUAUCCGGCACCCCUUUGUCUCUCGCUUUUGACGACUCUACUCUAGAUCCCGUGAAAGAAGCUUGGAAGCACGUCAUGGGCGAGGGAGCAGUGGAGUCAGAGUACAUGAACUUUCCUGAUAGAGAAGGGGAAGCGGAUGAAGAUGAAGCCAACGAAUAA